AAAAAACACAUGACAAUCACUAUAAUUCUGCUUUCUAUUUCAUAUCUGUAAUUCUGGGCUUUGUUGAUAUUUUUGAGAGCUCCAAUCCACUCUUUUCCUGUUGCUUCUACUUCACAAGAUUGAAUGUGAUAUCUGCUAAGACGAUCCUUGAAAAUCAGGUAAAAUAAUGGUUCAGACAUUGGAAGCGGUCAAGGGUGGUGGAGGCUCUAUUAAAGUUGGAAUGACUGGUACAAUCGGUGCUUUGAUGUCAAGAGAAUUAGAUUCUAAGAAAGUUUCUUCUCAGACACCAGCUUCAUGUAGAAGUAAGUCUACAACAGUUUGUUCAUUCAUUGCUGGCAAUGCUUCCAGUCCCAAAAGAACAAAUCCGAAAACAUCAGGUGACGAAGCAAGUAGCAGUGGGAUGUCUGAGAGCAAUAAGAAAAUCAGUGAAGUUGUUAGGAAAACAAAACACUACAGUAGAAAAACUCAACAUAUUCCAAUACUAGAAUCAGAGAACAUUUCCGUAGAUGGAACGCCUAUUAGGCAGAAACCUGAUAGAAAGGGACAUCACAUUGUGGAAAUUGUGGACAUAAAUUGUGGAAAUGCUGACAGAACUUGGGCUGGCCCUAUAAAGAAUCGCCUGAAGAAGCUCGGUUUCUCAAAGUUAUCCGAAAGCCCUGUCUAAUGAGCCUGAACCUGUAAAUUGGUUCAUUACAUACUGGUAAAUCAGCUUAUUGCACUCUCUUCUCUUUUUCGGAUUGUGGCUGAUGAUCCAUGGUCUGGUUACGCUAACAGAAGUCAUAUCUGCAAGUUCGUGAGACUUGUUAGACCUGUUAUGACAGAUUCAUGCUAUGUUCGCGCAAGAGGAGCGCGUCUAUCUCAACAAAAGAGUUUUUUGAUGCCACCUUCUUAAAAACUGUUAAGUCUAAAGCUAUAAGCUUUGUACUUGGAUCAUUGUGUGGUAAGAGCCAAGGUGGUUCAAUAGUAAAGCCACUGAAGCAAUGACUUUGGGGCAUCAAAAUUACACAACAAAAUUAUU
Solanum stenotomum is the source of this 1018-nucleotide messenger RNA. RefSeq lists its product as uncharacterized. The record is from RefSeq and is a predicted model, not a curated record. Lineage: Eukaryota; Viridiplantae; Streptophyta; Magnoliopsida; Solanales; Solanaceae. The transcript has 2 exons. Bases 167 to 664 code for a protein of 165 amino acids.